Molecule: messenger RNA, 1745 nt
Organism: Striga asiatica
Lineage: Eukaryota; Viridiplantae; Streptophyta; Magnoliopsida; Lamiales; Orobanchaceae
Source: the annotation of a GenBank genome assembly
AUGUUCAAUGGGCUUCUGGCCGACAACCGCCAUUUUCAUUUUCAAAGCUCCGUAUCUUUGAGAAUUGUUCUACUGCCGUUUCCGGUUUGGGUGGUGUGUAAGGAUGCAGUCGAUAUGGUGUUACUUGUGAAGAUGCUGAAGGCUUAUGUUUGGCUUCAAACUUCUGAUGGUUCAAUUCAGCAAGUGGAGCAAGAGGUUGCCAUGCUUUGUCCAUUUAUAUGUCGAGAAAUCCGUUCCGGCAUGGGAUCUUCUAAAAACUAUCCAAUUUCUCUUCCUUCAAGGGAGAGGAAGACCUUUGAUGAGAAAUUUGUUCGAAUGUGUACCAAACGGCUUUGUGAGCUGACGUCGGCUGCUGAUAGCCUACACCUGAGGCCUCUGGUUGAUCUCACGAGUCGUUCACUUGCAAGGGUGAUUGAAGGGAAGUCCCCAGAAGAAAUACGAGAGAUAUUUCAUCUGCCUGAUGAUCUCACAGAGGUUUUCUUGUUAAUAUCUAGUAGCAUGCUGUCACAGGAAGAAAAAUUGGAGCCUAUAAAAAACACUAUGGAUGACCCGAGGAUUCGGCUUUUGAAUAGAUUGUAUGCUAGAAAGAGGAAAGAAUUAAAAGAAAGAGAGCAAAUAAAGAAUAUUGAAGUUGAAGACGAUCAUGAGGAUGAGCGCUCAGUUGAUGAUCUCUUGUCUUUUAUCAAUGGAGAUUCUAAGGCGGCCAGAACUAGUAAACCCAAAAAGAAGAAUCGCAAGAGAAAAGAUCAUCAAAAGCCUGCUCCUUCUAACCACAACGAGUCGACUGAGCUUGAUUCAGUGUGCAGUAAUUCCAAAUUGCAUAAUCUUUGUAAUGCCACAAAGCUGCUAGACAUCAAGGACGACAAAAUCGGACCUUCUGAUGAUGAGUUUGAUGUGUGUGAUUUGGAUGAUGAUAUCGACCCUGUGCUGAAAGAAAAAAUUGAUAGGGAAGUGGAGGACUUUGCGAGACGAUUGAACUCAGGUUGGCCUGAAAGGAUUCAACAGUUUGUGUUUCUAGGUCAAGAGAGAAGGCAUUAUGGUUGACCUUCAAUGGAAGUUGUUCCUUGGAGAUUUACGAGCGUAAACCGGCACCUUUAAUGAUCCUCAGGAUGCGGCUCUGUCAAUUUUGAAAUGAAGAUCAUGGAGAGUUUUUUGGAUCUUCAUUUUGUCCGAAUGCUGGUUUUUGAUGUAAAGCAGUGUUGAUUCACAUCCAUGCUUUCUCUCUUCCCUUUUUUUGAUCCUGGCAUUUAAAUAUUUAAUUUUCAUUUUCUGGGCUGAACAUGUCUGAUGGAAGAAUACAACAGUAGGAAAAAAAAGAAUGGUAUUUAGCGUGCAAAUAUGGGCCUUUUUUUGCUACACCUUAUCGUCUUCUGUUGUUGUUCCUGAAGGUGUUUGUGUUCGUCAGUCGGCAUAUAACCGGCACUUCUCCAGCAAGUGAAGUAUAUGUUAUAUAUAUGAAAGGAAGAAGACAAUGCAUUUGAGUUUAUGGGGUGUUUAUUUUGCAAUGGCAUAUUUUCUUGUUAAAUAGGACGUUUUUAUAUUUAGUAUAUUUUUAAUAUUAACUUAAGUAAACACAAAUGCUGUACUAAGGUCUUAACCCGUAUAGUUGGUUAGUACUAUUUUUGUAAGAAAAUAUUGGAAAAUUGUCUCUAAUUGAGCCAUCCCAUAAAGUUUGGUUUUCUUAUUUGAAGUUCAAACCGUUGACUCAAAUUAAAAAGCGUGAAAGAAAGGUAUUUUUAUCCGCU